Messenger RNA from Culex pipiens pallens (northern house mosquito), 2682 nucleotides. RefSeq lists its product as uncharacterized. The record is from RefSeq and is a predicted model, not a curated record. The coding region runs from base 1 to 2682 and encodes 893 amino acids. Gene Ontology annotation, molecular function: nucleic acid binding; RNA-DNA hybrid ribonuclease activity. The transcript has a single exon. NCBI's taxonomy places the organism in Eukaryota, Metazoa, Arthropoda, Insecta, Diptera, Culicidae.
AUGGACGACAGCCACCCAAACAAGGUCCAAGCGCUAGUCGAGUUUAAAGCAGCUCGGAACGCAUCGAGGAAAACCAUCACGAAGGCUAGGUCAGACAGCUGGACAGCGUUUGUGACGGGCAUUUCCCCCAACAGCAGUACAACCGAGAUAUGGCGUCGGGUCAACGUUUUCCGAAACGGCCCGAAGGCCAACAUCAGUCAACUAGUGAUCGACGGAAAGCUGUCUGACGAGCCUGGGGAGGUAGCUGAAACGCUGGCGGAUUACUUCACCAAGGUCUCGGCUGUAAAGGUGCCAACCCACCGCCGGGCAGUCCCAGAUCAACCAAUACCGACUUUCGAUGGAGGAGAUGAGGAUUACUACAACCAGGAGUUCAGUUUGGAGGAACUGGAUUGGGCUAUCCGGAAGUCGAAAGGGCUAUCAGCCGGAGUAGACAACAUCGGUUACCCGAUGAUUCGGAACCUCCCACUAAGAACAAAAACCCAGCUGCUAAACAUCUACAACACGACCUGGAAGAACGGCACCAUACCGCAACGGUGGAAGGAAGGGAUUGUGGUCCCGAUCCCGAAAGCCGGAAAGGAUCAACUUGUCGUCGGGAAUCAAAGGCCGAUCACACUGGUGAGCUGCCUUGGAAAGGUCCUCGAAAGAAUGGUCAACCGGCGACUGAUUACAACACUGGAGGAGCUCGGAGUACUCGGAGACGACCAACACGGCUUCCGGCGGGGCAAGGGUGUGGACACAUACCUUGCGGAACUGGAGGACGAAAUCGAGCAGUGGAUUGGGAAACGGCAACACGGAGAACUCGCACUGCUAGAUCUGGCGAAGGCGUAUGACACGGCCGAAAGAGCACCGAUUCUCCACAACCUUCAUCGGUGGGGAAUCCGCGGUCGAAUGGGUCGGUUCAUCGCCAACUUCCUAAAAGAUCGGACCUUCCGAGUAGCCAUCGGAAACCUGCUGUCAACCCUCCGGAUCAUGGAAAGCGGGGUACCUCAGGGCACGAUACUGGCGGUAACACUGUUUCUGGUUCGGAUGACGGAGGUCAAGCGGUACGUUCCAAAGGGAGUCAGCCUGAAGCUUUACGCGGACGACAUCUUGCUAAUAGCCCAUGGCAGGAGCGCGGCAUACGUCCGGAAAAAGAUCCAAGAAGCGGUGACCGGCGUCGAAACCUGGACCCAGUCCUCGGGGUUCGAGCUGGCAUCAACCAAAUCGUCCAUCAUUCACAUCUGCCGUAGAAACCGCCACGAAGAACGAAACCAAGUGACGACGGAGGCUGGCUCCGUCGAACUCGUCAAAUACGCGCGCCUGCUAGGAGCGACUUUCGACGGGCGGUUUAACUUCCGCCAACAUAUCGCCGACACCAAAAAGAACAUCGAGUGCCGCAACCGGAUCCUCCGAGUAAUCGGAGGGCAUCGGAUUAGCGGCGCCAGAAGUACCCUUAUCGAUGUGCAUCGGGCAAUAAUACAGUCCCGGCUCUUCUACGCCUGGGGAAUCGUCAGCUCGGCAACACCAGCCGCCAUCCGACCACUCGGACCCGCAUACGUGGCUGGAAUCCGGAGCGCCUCUGGGGCUUUCCGUUCCAGUCCAUGCAAGGCUAUCUACGCUGAGUCCGGCCAGCUGCCGUUCGAACACGCCGCAACCGCGGUAAUGGUAACCAAAGCCACGAGACUCGCAGCAGGAGGGACCAUCGGGCCGCACCACUCGUUGAGUAAAAGAGCUAGAGAAGAGUUCAACAGAAUCACCAAAUUGGAGUUGCCUGAAGUUGCGCGGAAACUCAGAAUCGGAGAGCGCCCAUGGCACGCCGAAAAGCCGAAGAUCGACUGGGAGAUGACAGCCUACGUUCGGGCUGGUGAAUCUACCCAGAAGGUCAUGGCCGCCUUCGGAGUAGUCAAAGAGAAGUACGCCAACUACCAUCAGAUCUACACCGACGGAUCCAAAGACGACGAUUUCACGGGCUGCGGAAUCGUUGAUGGCACCGAGAGGACGGCCAUCCGACUGCCCGCACAGUGCAGCGUCUUCUCUGCAGAAGCUCACGCGAUCGUUAAGGCACUGAAGAACCUCCCUGACGGAGGCGAAGAAUCCACGGUUGUUUUUACCGACUCUGCCAGCGUGGCCGAGGCGGUGGAAAGCGGCCUAUCGCAACACCCAUGGAUUCAAGAAAUCGAAAGUGAGAUGACCAGAACCAAAGCCACUCUGUGCUGGAUCCCCGGCCAUUGUGGAAUAACCGGCAACGAGAGUGCCGACGAAACUGCGAAAGCAGCCAAACAGCUUCAAGCUAUAACACUACCAGUCCCGGCCCAGGACAUUCUGCUGUGGGUCAAGGAUAAAAUACGCCUAGCCUGGGAGAGGGAAUGGCAUUCCGAGAGAGAUUUGUUCUUGAGGAAGGUCAAACCCAACACUCUGCCAGGCGAUGACCGCGAAAACCAAGAGGAGCAACGUGCGCUCACUCGACUCCGAAUCGGGCACACCCGCAUCACGCACGAGGGACUGUUUCGAGGCGAACGAGCGAUGUGCGACACAUGCGGCGUGCCGCUAACGGUCGAACACAUCCUUUGCACGUGCAUGAAAUUCGACCAACACCGAGACGACACGGCACAAAGUGUAUAUGGAGCGCUGAACAACGACCCGGAGGCUGAGAGGAAGCUCAUCCUCUACCUCCGGGACACUGACCUGUUCGAUAAGAUAUGA